Messenger RNA from Symphalangus syndactylus (siamang), 2932 nucleotides. It is a transcript of the gene BLZF1, whose product is annotated as basic leucine zipper nuclear factor 1. The record is from RefSeq and is a predicted model, not a curated record. Lineage: Eukaryota; Metazoa; Chordata; Mammalia; Primates; Hylobatidae. Gene Ontology annotation, biological process: Golgi organization; Golgi to plasma membrane protein transport. Gene Ontology annotation, cellular component: Golgi membrane.
ACUCAGGCAACAGAGCCCCGCCCACUGUCGCAUGGUGCGUGGGACGCCACCGCCCCACCUCUUCGUCCUUAGUGGCUGGGAGUAAUCUCAGCUGCGUUCAUCCAAUCGACAGACCGGCCCCUCCACGCUGUCGCCUGGGGCUACGAGACGCCAUUAUUCUGUUUCCGGCAGUUUUACUUCCGUUUGUUUAACAGCUGGCCCGGAAGUUUAAGUGAAUAUGCGGCUUGGGCUCCAGAAGUUGCGGUACGGUAUUUUAUUUUAAAGUAGAAAUCUGUCCGCUUUUCACUUACGGAGGCCUUACAGUGUGUGUUCUGUGUUACUUGAGUUUAUACGCACUGCAGAAUUUGUUUACCCUGCUCUUUUGGAAACGUAUUCCGGAAGCGAAACCUUGAGUAAUCGGAAGUGGUUAGGAGUGAGCGAGCCGCUGGAUACGUGGAGGGCCUGGGCGGGUCGGCUUCUGAAUGGAAGAGGUCUGUGAGAAGUUAGCCUGGUGAUACCGAUCCGAAGAGCCUAUCAAGUGAAGCCCCCUGAAAUACGGAGAAUAAGAAGCUUAGAGGUUGUUCAGUAGAAGUCUUGGAGUGCAUUUUCAGUGGUUAAGGUGAAAAAAUGACUACUAAAAAUUUAGAAACCAAAGUCACCGUUACUUCAUCCCCAAUCCGAGGAGCAGGAGAUGGAAUGGAAACUGAGGAACCACCUAAAUCUGUUGAAGUUACCUCUGGAGUCCAAUCUAGAAAGCAUCAUAGUCUUCAGAGUCCAUGGAAGAAAGCAGUUCCAUCAGAGAGCCCAGGAGUUCUUCAGCUAGGGAAAAUGCUCACUGAAAAAGCAGUGGAAGUUAAAGCUGUAAGAAUAUUAGUUCCCAAAGCUGCUAUAACUCAUGAUAUCCCCAACAAAAAUACAAAGGUUAAGUCUCUGGGACAUCAUAAAGGAGAAUUCCUUGGUCAGUCAGAGGGAGUUAUAGAACCUAAUAAGGAACUCUCAGAGAUAAAGAAUGUAUUGGAAAAGCUCAAGAAUUCUGAAAGAAGGUUACUACAGGACAAAGAAGGUCUUUCAAACCAGCUCCGUGUACAGACAGAGGUAAAUCGUGAGUUAAAAAAAUUACUGGUGGCUUCUGUUGGGGAUGAUCUUCAGUAUCACUUUGAACGUCUAGCCCGUGAGAAAAAUCAGCUUAUUUUAGAAAAUGAAGCCCUAGGUCGAAACACAGCUCAGCUUUCUGAACAGUUAGAACGUAUGUCAAUACAGUGUGAUGUAUGGCGAAGUAAAUUCCUUGCAAGCAGGGUAAUGGCAGAUGAGUUAACCAACUCAAGAGCAGUUUUACAGCGUCAAAACCGUGAUGCACACGGGGCUAUACAAGAUCUCCUAAGUGAACGGGAACAGUUUCGUCAAGAAAUGAUAGCUACCCAGAAAUUGUUGGAGGAGCUCUUAGUUUCUUUGCAAUGGGGAAGAGAGCAAACUUACUCCCCUAGUGUACAACCCCACAGCACAGCAGAGCUAGCAUUAACAAAUCACGAGUUGGCAAAAGCAGUAAAUUCUCAUCUUCUGGGAAAUGUUGGCAUUAACAAUCAAAAAAAGAUUCCAUCAACAGUUGAAUUCUGCAGCACCCCAGCUGAGAAAAUGGCUGAAACGGUUCUAAGAAUUUUAGAUCCAGUUACCUGCACAGAGAGUUCACCUGAUAAUCCAUUUUUUGAGUCUUCACCAACCACCUUAAUUGCUACAAAGAAAAAUAUUGGACGAUUUCAUCCCUACACUAGAUAUGAAAAUAUAACUUUCAAUUGCUGCAAUCACUGCCAGGGAGAACUGAUUGCCCUUUAACAGUGAAUAUAUUGGAGGCAUGCUAAGGUACUUGCUUAUUACCCAAGAGUCAUUAUUAUUUGGGAGCUGGGGUUCUUACAAUGCUAGAAAUAAUAUCACUUCCUAUUUACAUAAUGUAUAUGCCCAAAGAUGUUUUAUGUACUAGACUCCAGAUUACCCUUUCUUAAUAAAUAUCUCAGGGUAAGGAAAGAAAGAAACUGUAUAGAUAUAUUUAAAAUAGAGAAUACUUUCCAAGUAAUACAUGAUACUUUUCCUAAAAGACUCUAAAAGAAAAAGAUUCUGUAACUCUCUUUUAAGCACUAAAUUAUUGUUUAUCUUGCUGGAUAUUUUAUAUGAACAGUGUUAAUUUAGGUGCACUAAAGCAAAGGUAGGCAAACUACAACCAUGAGUCAAAUAUGGCCACACCCAUUCAUUUGCUAUUGUCUAAGUUGGUUUUGCACUACAACUGCAGAGUUGAAUAGAUGCAGCAGAACCUUUACAGAAAAAGUUUUCUGACCUCAACUCUAAAGUAAUUGUAGUAGGGAGCUGGAGGACUUUCUUUCCCUUUAUGGUAAUUUUUUGAGCUACAAAAGAGCCUUGCAGAAAUGAGUGAAGGGAUUAAUCUUUUAAAAAUAAAUGAUAUAUAUUAGGAAAAUAAAAAAUAUUUUAGAGCCAAGUUAACAAGUACUUCAGCAAAACAUGCUAGUUUUAUGCAGGAGAUUCUGUAUUCCAAAUGGACACAAUCUGACAUAUAUAAAAGAAACAGAUUCUUAACUGUUGACUCUUAUUUAGCAAAUGCAACAGACAAGAAUAUCCAACUUGAUAUUUAUAAAAGGUAGACUUUUCCAAAAGUGUAUAAGCUCAAAGAAAAAAAUGCAAUGUCAAUUAAUAUAUAUUAUGUAAUAUAUAUUAUUGUGUAUUUGUGAUUAGCCAUCAUAAAUGCCCAUUGCUUGGCCUUUAAGAAUAAUCACAAAAUAUUUAUAUCAAAUUAUACAAAUUUGUUGCAGAAGUGCCUGUCAGAGAAGUCUUCAAAAGACAAACCUGGUCAAAUAAUAAUAAUUGUAAUGUCAAUGAUUUUUUUUUGUCUGACUCAUCUGAGUUAUAUUUAGUUUUCAAGUGGCAAUAAAUUUAUCUGCCUUCUUUA